Chanos chanos (milkfish) is the source of this 558-nucleotide messenger RNA. RefSeq names its product DELTA-sagatoxin-Srs1a-like. Gene Ontology annotation, biological process: pore complex assembly; cytolysis in another organism; monoatomic cation transport. Gene Ontology annotation, cellular component: pore complex. The transcript has 2 exons. Gene Ontology annotation, molecular function: channel activity. NCBI's taxonomy places the organism in Eukaryota, Metazoa, Chordata, Actinopteri, Gonorynchiformes, Chanidae. The record is from RefSeq and is a predicted model, not a curated record. The coding region runs from base 1 to 558 and encodes 185 amino acids.
AUGUCUGAGACAGCAGAGGCCGUGGCAGCUAGUGUCAGCAGCCGCAGGAAUGUUACCAUAGAGAUCACCAACCUGACCAACAACUACUGUCUUAUUAACCCAAAGGUGUACUUGGACAGUGGUGAGACUUACAACCCACCUCAGCCCACAGUGCGGCCACUGAAGACAGAGGUCUGCACCUUCAGCAAGACCAGCGCCAAGGCCAAGGGGAGCGUGGGGGUCAUGACCUACGACCUCUUCGAACGCUCCAGGAACGACUACGCCGAGACGCUGGCGAUCAUGUUCUCCGUCCCAUGGGACUACAACCUGUACAAGAACUGGUUCGCGGUCGGCAUCUACGCCAAGGGCAAGGAGUGCAACGAGGCUCUGUAUAAGGAGAUGUACUAUGACAAAGAGCAGACAGGCUUUGUCAGGGAAGAGGCCAACGGCUCAGGCAUUACCUAUGAGGGUAACCAGCUGGACAUCAAAGCCACCAUGUGUCCCAUGGGCAGAGCCAUCAUGAAGGUGGAGAUCUGGGACAAACUGUUCAGCCCAGCCAUAAAUCAGCAGUUUUACUGA